AUGCGCUCCAAUGUGCGUACUGCUCUUGAUCAAAGAUUCGGCGAAGGGGCUCGAAACUCGUCAUCUCUAGGCGGAUCUCGCAGAGAAGAGCUUCCUAUUAGUACACCCGAACCAGGGGCACUAUGCCGUGAUGACGACUUGCUUUAUGAUGCAUUCGAUUUGGAAUUGCUUGCACAGUCAGAUGAAUCAGCGAGGACUCGACAGUCUAUCUUCUCAAUUACAGACCGUCAGUUGCACACACGCGAGGUGCCCCAGAAUGGCGCCCCAGCUCUGGUCUCUCGAUAUUUUUGCGAAACACCUCAUAUCACACCGCAUCAAAGUGUGGCAUCUGGUUCCUCAGACCUUGAAAUAAGGUCACCUUCUAGUCCCUUGCUCAGGCUACAGGCUGAGAGAACCCGGCCUUACGUGACACAAGAUAGCGAUUCAAAAGGGUGCCACCAUGAUCACCAGCUCCGGCUUGAACAAUUCGAAGAAUCACACGCUGCUGCGAUUCUAGAACAAAGGACGCUGUUCCAGGACAUGCCCGUGUCAGUUCGAGGAAUCGUUCUUGUGUCUGUACAUGAGCUCCCUGAUAAAUAUCGGUCGCUGUUCUCUUUUCCUGCCUUUAACGCGAUACAAUCCAAAUGCUUCCAGCCUGUUUACAAAAGGGACGACAACAUUGUGCUUGCUGCUCCUACUGGAAGUGGCAAAACAGUUGUCAUGGAGUUGGCCAUAUGUCGUUUACUUAAUAAUCUGAAAGACGAGAGGUUCAAGGUCAUUUAUCAAGCACCCACUAAGUCACUUUGCUCAGAAAGGUUCCGUGACUGGAGCAGGAAGUUCCACUCACUAGGUCUUCAAUGUGCUGAGUUGACCGGUGACACUGAUUACUCACAGAUGAGGAGCGUCCAAAAUAGCCAGAUAAUUAUAACGACGCCGGAAAAAUGGGAUAGCGUAACACGGAAAUGGAAGGAUCACGCACGUUUGAUGCAGCUGGUGAAACUCUUCUUAAUUGAUGAAGUUCAUAUUCUCAAAGAGUCUCGCGGAGCAACAUUAGAAGCUGUUGUAUCACGCAUGAAGACGAUCGGGUCCAAUGUACGAUUUGUUGCACUAAGCGCUACCAUCCCAAAUUCUGAGGAUAUAGCAACAUGGCUCGGCAAGGAUGUGACGAACCAGCAUGUUCCAGCACACAGGGAGCAUUUUGGUGAGGAGUUUCGUCCCGUUAGGCUGCAGAGGUUUGUGUGCGGCUAUCAGUCCCAGGGAAAUGACUUCGCAUUCGAUAAGAUGUGUAAUUCGAAACUUCCUGAUAUACUUGCGAUAUAUUCUUGCAGGAAACCAAUUAUGAUCUUCUGCUGCACGAGGAACUCAUCUGUGGCUACGGCAAAGGAACUUGCUCGACUGUGGUCAAUGUCCAACCCUCCAGCUCGGUUAUGGAAAGGACCAAGCACAUCAUUCGAAUUCAAUAAUGUAGACUUAAAAACUACGAGUGCUGCAGGUGUCGCCUUUCAUCACGCUGGCCUCGGUCCCGGAGACAGACAGACAAUCGAAAAUGGUUUCUUACAAGGUCAAAUUAACAUAAUAUGCUGCACAUCCACUCUUGCAGUUGGUGUGAACCUCCCAUGUCACCUUGUGAUUAUCAAAAACACCGUCGGAUGGCUGGACGGUGGCUGCAAAGAAUAUUCGGACCUCGAGAUUAUGCAGAUGCUUGGUCGUGCCGGGAGACCUCAGUUUGACAAAGACGCAGUCGCCGUUAUCUUAACGAGAAAAGAACGAGUUGGCUACUAUGAACGUCUCGUCUCAGGCUCUGAAUGCCUUGAAAGCUGUUUACAUUUGAACUUAAUUGACCACCUGAACGCUGAGAUUGGGUUAGGCAAUGUCACCAGUGUUGAAUCUGCUAUCAGAUGGCUUGCUGGCACCUUUUUAUCCGUGAGGCUCAGACGAAACCCAACACAUUAUCAGCUAAGGGAAGGCGCCGAUAGGAAAGAUGAAGACGAGAUGCUUCGCCAGAUCUGUGAGAAAGACAUCAGACUUCUCCAAGAGAGUAACUUAACCUCCACUGAACGCCUUAGGUCCACGCAAUUUGGUGAUGCAAUGGCACGUUAUUACGUGCGGUUCGAGACGAUGAAGACCUUCCUCACGUUAAAGCAUCACGCCACUAUGUCUCAAAUUCUCUCCGUGAUCUCUCAGGCAGAAGAGUUCCGUGAUGUCCGUCUCAAGGCAGGAGAGAAGUCGCUGUACAAAGAGAUCAACCGUGAAACUGGUAUAAUGUUUCCGGUAAAAGUGGAUAUAGCACUUCCUGCUCAUAAAACAUCACUACUCAUCCAGUCUGAGCUGGGUGUGGUGGAAUUUCCAGAUGACGAACAAUAUCAAAAACACAAGUUUGCGUUCCAGCAAGACAGAGGUUUCGUAUUUUCACACGUUAAUCGCCUUAUUCGAUGCAUCAUAGACUGUCAGAUUGCUCGCCAGGAUUCAAUUGCUACCAGAAACGCCUUGGAACUUGCAAGGAGUUUUGGAGCCAAAGUGUGGGAUAGAUCCCCAUUUCAGAUGAAGCAACUUGAGCAAAUCGGUGUUGUCGCGGUUAGAAAAUUAGCAGCUGCAGGAAUAACCAGCAUUGAAGCUCUAGAGUGCGCAGAGCCUCAUCAGAUUGACAUGAUCUUGAGCAAGAACCCUCCCUUUGGGUUGAAACUUCUAGGGCGUCUUUCCGAGUUCCCUAAGUUACGCGUGUCUGCCAAGGAGACAAAACACGGUAAUCCCAUGAGAGUUCAUUUCAAAGCCGAGGUUGCAUUUAUGAAUGAAAAAUGCCCAGCAACUUUCCAGAGGCGCCCUGUACAUGUCUGUUUCCUAGCGGAAACCUCUGACGGAUUGAUGAUCGAUUUCCGGCGUAUGAGUGCCAGUAAGGUCCAAAGUAGCCAGGAGAUACAUUUGAACCUAGAAAUGAAUAGCCCAGAUCAGUACAUCACGUGCUAUGCUAUGUGUGAUGACAUUGCCGGGACUUUGAUAUCAGCAGAAUUGAGGCCCAUCCUCCCAGCUUCGUUGUUUUCCUUUCGUUCUAGUAAGGAGUCAGAUGAGACGAACCAAAGGCACAUGAUGAAUCUGCCACGGCCACGUAGCAACACGUCUUUGCGGGUCAAACCCAAUAAAGAAUGCAAUCCAGAUAGCUUCGGCAGUGAUGACUCGCUUUUCAAUGACUUUUUGGAAGCUGACAAAGCCACAGAUUGGGCAGCUAUGAAUUACAUAGCAUGCCCAGCGAGUGAGAAUAUGCCACAGGAAAAGACGAGCAAGAAGAUCAAAAGAUCCAAGGAGGUGAAGGAUGUACACAAAGCAGAAGAGCCAACCCAGUUUGGAAAUGGUAGAUGGAGCUGCAACCAUAAGUGCAAGGACAAAACAAUGUGUAAGCACCUUUGUUGUCGGGAAGGGCUUGUGAAACCACCAAGGGUGAACAGAAAGCACUCUGCUGGAGGGAUUGACCGCUCAAAUGGACUCAAUCAAUUGACAUUAUCUGCAAGUAUCCCCAAGAAUAGCACGCAGAUGGAUAAUCUCGGUAAAACAUGGGUUCAAAAGGAUAAUACGAAUGACAAUGGGCCACAAGAAAUGCCACAAAGCUCCUCACAAGAACCAAACAUAAGUUUGAGAGAUGCUGCUUCCGAAGGCCCAAUAUGUCCUGGCGUUAACAAUAAGGACUCAUCGAGCGACUAUGGAGAUGACAGCUUCAGUGAUUUACCUUCACCAUCUGAUUUGCACUUUGGCAGCAUCACUAAAUUGACAGACCGAAGUGCUCAGACUGCCAGCAAAGAGCUCUCCUUAGAUAAGAUUGUCAGAACAAAAGACGAAUGGAUUUACACAGAUGAGCCAUGGCUUACACUACCGUCCUCGCUUCCUGAUCCGCUUGUGCAUGACAAAAAUGCAAUGUCUACCAAGAUUGCAGGGACAUCCAGGGAAUCUGUGCUUGGACCAAAGGCAUGGAGUUUGAAUGGUAGUCAAGGAGCCAAAAAUGACAACCAAACCACUAUUGAGACGAAUGAAAUUGAAUAUAUUGGGAAAAAACGAAGGCGCUCUUUGACUUCUGGGGACAACACCCACGGCAAGAGAAUCACGAAAAGACAUAUAGAUGACCAAGCUGCUGAGGCUUCUGCAAGUCCAAGUCAAUAUCACGGUGCUGACACAUUGAGUGGCUACAACCAGAAUCCUCAGCCUUAUGAACCCGCUGAUCUACCCGCCAUCUGGGAUGAUAUCGAUCCAACCCUGUUGGACGAGUUCAAAGACAUUGUUAACUUCUUCUAG
Messenger RNA from Aspergillus caelatus, 4257 nucleotides. RefSeq names its product putative DEAD/DEAH box DNA helicase (Mer3). Gene Ontology annotation, molecular function: nucleic acid binding; ATP binding. The transcript has 11 exons. Lineage: Eukaryota; Fungi; Ascomycota; Eurotiomycetes; Eurotiales; Aspergillaceae. The record is from RefSeq and is a predicted model, not a curated record. The coding region runs from base 1 to 4257 and encodes 1418 amino acids.